Aureobasidium melanogenum CBS 110374 is the source of this 2469-nucleotide messenger RNA. RefSeq lists its product as uncharacterized. Bases 1 to 2469 code for a protein of 822 amino acids. The record is from RefSeq and is a predicted model, not a curated record. The transcript has 4 exons. NCBI's taxonomy places the organism in Eukaryota, Fungi, Ascomycota, Dothideomycetes, Dothideales, Saccotheciaceae.
AUGGCUGUUCAAGGAGUGCUUCAAGCACUCACUGAGCCCUUGAAUCAAAUCAGCAUUGCUACUGUCUUGUUGGUGCUUCUCCUCGUCACCUACUUUACUCUGUCGUUCACCGAACUCGAGACUGUUGGCAAGCUAUUCAAUGCCACCGUCACUUCUGCAAAAUUCGCAUACUCGUGCUUUUUGAAGCCUCACACCGGCGACAAGACUGGUAGCCAGCAGGAUGCUCUUGAAAGUUUCUACAAGACUCAAGCUGGCAUCUACGAUGUUACACGCUCAAGACUGCUCCGUGGAAGAGAAGAUAUGCUGGCAAUGGCUGCUGCUCAACUCCGUUUCCAGCUUGAGCAGGGUCAAUAUACUCGCAAGCCAAUCUGGGUGGAUGUUGGCGGUGGCACUGGCUGGAACAUUGAACAAAUGGAGAGAUAUCUGCCUGUCUCUAGCUUCUUCCACGCUGUCUACCUCGUCGAUUUCUCGCCCUCCCUAUGCCAAGUUGCUAGAGCCAGAUUCGCCCGCCUUGGUUGGAAGAACGUCAAGGUCGUCUGCCAGGACGCUCGCACCUUCAAGCUCAGCGACUACGAAGAAGGUCUCAGCGACGAGAGCGCAGUCUUCAGCAUUGGCAAGAGUGCACUUGACGAGAGUAGUGCAGUCGACAAUGUCGGCGCAGACCUUUUGACUAUGAGUUACAGUCUUUCCAUGAUCCCCGAGUUCCACCCUGUCAUUGACUCACUCGCCAACUUGCUUGCACCAAACGGUAUUAUGGGUGUUGUCGACUUCUACGUCCAGAACCAGAUUCAAUUCCAGUCUCGCAACUAUGUUGGUGGUGUCAUCAACCGUCACUGUAUGUGGAUUUCUCGUGUCUUCUGGGCUGCAUGGUUCGAAAUGGACAGAGUAUUCUUGGACUCUUCUCGUCGUGACUACCUCGAGUACAAGUUCGGAACCAUUCUCAGCGCCAACGCUCGUAACCACUUCUUCGGCUUCAGAAUCCCAUAUUACGUCUGGAUUGGCUGUGCUAAGCAGACCAAGUCGUCCAUGAACAAGCUUGCCGCUCUCGAUGCCGCCGUUACAGAAUCACCCUUCAUCAGCGCCCUUGAUCUCCAACGUAAGACAGUCGGUGGUGUUCGUCGGGCCUCUUCUUCCGAGCGUCGUUCAAAGGCAUACGAGUCGGCCAUUGUCAACCUGUCAGCAAGUCUACCUCUGCCCGCAGCAUGGUACCAGCAACACCACUGGCGCAUCUACUACGACGAGCAAUUGCAAAAGCACAGACAAUUUGGUGAUGAAUACAUCUACGCCUUUACAUGGGAGGACGCCCGAGUGGACGCUCGCCUGCUCAAGAUCACAUCUGAGGAUGUCAUCCUUGCCAUCACAAGUGCAGGAGACAACAUCCUCGCCUAUGCGCUCGAACAGCCCAAACGCAUCCACGCCGUCGAUCUCAACCCUAACCAGAACCACCUUCUCGAACUCAAGGUCGCAGCUUUCACUGCUCUUGUUUACACGGAUGUGUGGAAGUUGUUUGGUCAAGGCAAGCACGAUGACUUCCGCUCUCUCCUCAUCAAUAAAUUGAGCCCUCAUCUUUCGUCCCAAGCCUUUGACUACUGGCUUCACAAGGGUGAUGCCACUUUUGGCACCAAGAGCCGUGGUCUAUACUACACUGGCGGCUCUCGCCAUGCCCUGCAACUAGUCCAAUGGCUAGGCCGCCUCCUCGGUAUCCGUGGCGACCUCGAAAAUAUGUGCAAAGCCGCUACCCUCAAUGAACAACGCGAGAUCUGGAGCAAGCGCGUGCGCAGAGUACUACUCUCCCAAUUCCUCAACUACACCGUCAUCGGUACUGAAAAGUUCCUGUGGAAGGCUUUGGGUGUGCCUGCCAACCAACGCGCAAUGAUCGACAACGAUUACCUCCGCCAGACCGAGCGUGCAGAUGCAAAGAAAGUUACUGGCGUCAAGUCUGGCCAAGCUAUUUGGGAGUAUGCGGUCAACACUCUAGAUCCUGUUGUCAACAACACAUUGGUGUCUGAGGAAAACCCUUACUACCUGAUCUGUCUACAAGGUCAAUACACCCAACGCUGCCACCCUGAUUACUUGGCUCCCAGAGCCCACGUCAAACUCUCCAAACCCAAUGCCUUUGACGGUUUGCGCAUCCACACCGACGAGUUAUGUGAGGUCAUGGCACGUAUGGCGCCCGAAACCCUUACCAUCGCAGUUCUCAUGGACUCGAUGGAUUGGUUUGACCCCGAAGGCCCCGAAGCAGACCACCAAGUCAAGAUUGUCAACCGCGCGCUCAAAUUUGGCGGCAGAGUAUUGUUGCGCUCAGCUGGUUUGAGACCUUGGUACAUUGAUACUUUCGAGAGCCGUGGCUUCACUGCUAAGAGGGUUGGUGCUCGUAUUCCUCCGGGUUCUUGCAUUGAUAGAGUCAACAUGUACGCUUCGACCUGGAUCUUGACCAAGGUUGAUGCUGUUGUCAGUGAGGAGAAAUGA